AGGAGUGCAAAUAUUUGCAGGAAUACCAGCUUCUCUAUUAAGUGAUAUAUGGGGAAGAAAACCAAUAUAUUUAUUUUCGGGACUUACAACUGCACUUGCAUUAGGAAUAGUAGAAAUUAUUCUUCAACUAUUACGGUUAUUAAUAUGAAAGAAGAUGCCGGUGGAAAACCUCAAAGAAGGAAAGCUUAUUUUUUUCAGUUUAUGUCUAUCCUGCCCGGUUACAUAUUAAUGAUAGAUGUUGGCGCAGUUUCAGCAUGGCCUUCUCCGGCAUUACCCUAUCUAAUAAGUGAAAAAUCAGAAUUUCCUGUCUCAGUGGAAGAGAGUUCCUGGCUCCCAUCUGUUAUAAACAUCUCUGCCCUAUUUGGAAGUAUACCUGUUCCUAUGCUUAUAAAUCGAAUAGGAAGAAAGUAUACACUUCUAGUAUUAGGUCUCCUGCAACUAAUAUCUUGGAUUCUAGUAAAUCUUUCUUAUAAUUACACAAUCUUAUUAAUAGCAAGACUUUAUGCUGGAUUUUGCAUAGGAGGAACGUUCGGUAUGCUUCCUAUCUACAUUGGAGAAAUUUCUGAAAAAAAUAUUAGAGGUUCAUUCCUCUCUUUAGACAAGAUAUUUAUGAAUGGUGGUGUUUUCGUCAUUAAUGCACUUGGAGCAUAUCUAACCUACAAAAAUAUGAACUUGAUUAUGAUGAGUGUACCAAUGACUGCAAUAUGUAUGUUUCCAUUAAUAUCAGAGACGCCAUACUUUUAUUUAUUGAAAGGCCGAGAUGAGGAAGCUAUCAAUACCCUUAUGAAAUUGUCAGGAGUGAAAAAUCAGGAGAUGGUUAUGGAAGAUAUUAAAAGAAUGAAAGAGGCUAUCAUCGAAAGUAGAAAAUCAAAAAAUAGUAGUUUACGAGAAAUUUUUAUUGAUAAGGGUAGUCGCAGAGCUGUGAUAAUUAUAUCAAUUACAAAAAUAAUAUACGUAUUUACAGGCCAAGUAGCAAUUCAAUCCUAUACUCAGGAAAUUUUCAGCUACAGUGGUUCAUCUAUCACACCGGGACAUGCAGCAAUGAUCCUAACAGGAGUGCAAAUAUUUGCAGGAUUACCAGCUUUUCGAUUGAGCGAUAAAUGGGGAAGAAAACCAAUAUAUUUAUUUUCUGGAUUUACAACUGCACUUGGGUUAGGAAUAGUAGGAUUGUUCUUCUUUUUGAAACUGUUUCUAAAAUAUGAUGUGUCUAAUAUAACAUGGAUGCCCUUGGUAUUUUUGGUUUUAACCCAAUUUUCAUGUAAUGUUGGACUCUCUACUAUGCCCUUCAUAUAUUCGGGAGAACUUUUAUCAGUCAAAGUAAAAGGCGUUGCUACAAUUCUUACAUCGAUUGUUGGAACGCUGUCUUCGUUUUCUGUAAAAAUGUUGCUACCUUUCUUAAACAUGACAGUUGGUAUUUAUACCAGCUUUUUUGUAUUUUCUGGCGCGUGUAUUAUUGGACCUAUUAUUCUCGUCAGUAUUGUUCCUGAAACUAAAGGUAAAAAUUUGGAAGAAGUAAGUAAAUUAUUCAAACAUAGUAAACGAAAUAAUUGUUUUUUAGCAGAACAAGCGCAACAUAUCUGCCCGCAAAGCGGCAGUAAAAUAGCACUUUAUUGUACUGCGACGCCCGACACGUAA
This is a messenger RNA of Belonocnema kinseyi, 1635 nucleotides long. RefSeq names its product facilitated trehalose transporter Tret1-like. The transcript has 5 exons. Bases 49 to 1635 code for a protein of 528 amino acids. NCBI's taxonomy places the organism in Eukaryota, Metazoa, Arthropoda, Insecta, Hymenoptera, Cynipidae. Gene Ontology annotation, biological process: transmembrane transport. The record is from RefSeq and is a predicted model, not a curated record. Gene Ontology annotation, cellular component: membrane. Gene Ontology annotation, molecular function: transmembrane transporter activity.